UGGCAGCCGCAGUCUUCAACGCUGAGGUGCCAUGUGAGACUGUCUUGGGAAACUGGGUAGCUUGACGUCGCCCUUAAUCGGAAAUAAAUGACUGUCGAGCGUAGAGUAGAGGUGUUCGCAAUUUCUUCCUGCCGCUGCAUACACAUAUCUGCCGCCAGGAUUAUGCAUGGCCGGACACCAAGACUUGCGAACAAGAUAUCAUGGACUCCAAAGCUUUGGAACAUGAGCAGAAGGCCGCGGGCGCCUCUGGCGAGGAGGCGCUCGGGCAUGCCAUCGCCGCAGCCGAGCUAUAUAUGCAGGCCGUACAGAAGGCACCGACUCAGGCUGACCGCACAAGGCUCAGUCGCAAGUGCAGAACCAUGAUAGACUUGGCCGAGAAGCUCAAGUCCCUUUCCGUGAAUCCCGAACCACGAGGGCCCAAGUCUACUCGCCCACUCUCAACAGCCGAGAAGACCAUUAUCUUACGGUCGUCCAAGAUUCAUGGCCAGGUAUUUCUUCCAUGGGACGCACCCCCAGGGCCGAGUGCCUUCGCCAAAACAGGAGAGGAGAUGUACAUGGACUCUUUUGAGUACACCUUCUCGCCUACGCAGCAGGUUCUCUUCACUGGCUGGAAGCACCCUUCGGAGCUCGUAGCCAGUGGCGAGGCUGCCGACCCGGAGAAGUCUUGUGACAACCUGAUGACGGCGAGUGCCGACAGUGAUCUCGUCCAGGACAUGCUCACCGACUGCUCUGUUGUCGCCAGUUUGAGUGCCGCAAUGCGCCACCUUUGCCCGAAUAAGGACUCGCUUCUCGCCUCACUCAUGUAUCCCUUCGACCAUAAAUCGUUCAAGCCUGCCAUCUCUCCGAACGGGAAAUAUGUCUUCCGCAUGCACUUCAAUGGAUGCCCACGGCGGGUGACGAUAGACGAUAGGUUGCCCUCCUCGUCGACAUCGUCGCGGGCAUUAUUCGUGGUCGACCAGCGCAACCCGAGGCUCAUAUGGCCGGCGCUGAUGGAGAAAGCCUACCUGAAGAUCCGGGGCGGCUACGACUUCCCCGGCAGCAAUUCCGGCACCGAUCUCUACGUUCUGACAGGGUGGAUCCCCGAGCAGCAUUUCUUCCAGCACGAGGAGAUCGACCUUGAGCAGAUAUGGAAUAUGAUGAGGCGGGCCUAUGACAACGGCGACGUGGUCGUGACGCUCGGCACCUCGUAUCUGUCCCCGGAGGAGGAGGAAACGCUCGGCCUAGUGAGCGAGCAUGACUACGCCGUCAUGCACUUGGCAGAGGAAGAGGGCGUGCGACGCAUGCUAGUCAAGAAUCCCUGGCGCAAUAGUGUUGUGUGGAAGGGAGUUGGCUCCUCGGCAUCCAUGAAUGUCAUAACCUCGUCUCCCAGUCUCCCCUCCAAGUCAAAGGCCGGGCCGGAUGACGGCAACACUGGCACGUUCUGGAUGCCAUUCGAAGACGUGGUCAAGAAUUUCGACUCGCUCUAUCUAAACUGGAAUCCGACUCUCUUCACUCAUCGCCAGGACCACCACUUCACCUGGGAGAUGCCCUCCAAGACCGUGGCCAACGCACUUGCACACAAUCCCCAAUACUCGGUGCAAUCCCCGACGUCCGGCCCGGUCUGGAUCCUCCUAAGCCGCCACUGGCAAGACGGCGAGCUCGACAUUCUGCGCAACGGGUACAGGUCCGACACCGGGAGCAGCAGCGGCACUGGCGGCGCCGGCAGCUUCAAUGGCAGUGGUGGUGGUAGUAGUACAUACCCCGGAAUCCCCACGCUCGCUUCGGUCUCCAAGACCCUCGGGUUCAUGUCCCUCGCCAUCUACGCGACCUCGCCGCCAGGCACGCGGGUCUCGCUCCCCGACCGCGCGGCCCUGCACCGCAGCAUCUUCGUCGACAGCCCCAACACGCUAGUGCGGCUCGAGGAGCCCACUCCGGGCACGGCAUACACGGUCGUGGUCACGCAGGUCGACCUGCCGCUGCCCAAGUACUCCUUCACCCUCUCCUUCUUCUCCACCGCCCCGCUGGCCGUCGCGCCCGCCGCCGAGCCGCUCGCGCACACGACCGAGCUGAGGGGUUCCUGGGCGCGCCGCACCGCGGGCGGCAACACCGAGAGCCCGACCUACCACAUCAACCCGCAGUACGCCAUCACCGUGCCGGCCUCCCCGCCCGGCGGCACCCGCCUCUCCCUCCUCCUGACCACCGACGCCGACGAUUUGCCCGUCCACGUCGCCCUGCUCCACUCGGGCGGCGGCCGCCGCGUCGCCGGGCCCGCCAACCGCCGCCGCGACGUUGUGGCCUCGAGCCCCGAGUACCGCCGCGGCGCCGCCUCAGCGCCCUCCGCCUCCGCCGCCGCCUCCUCCCGCCCCGUGCCCCCGGGAACCUACACCGCCGUCGUCAGCACCUUCGAGCCCGGCAGUCUCGCCCGCUUCGCCCUCCGCGUCGCCGCCGACGGCCCCGUCGGCGUCCGCCCCGUCGCCCCCGACGCCGCGGGCCGCCUGCGCACCGCCGCCCCGCCCCUGCCGCCCCUCGCCGCUUCGGCCCCGGCUGACGCCGGGGACGCGACGGCGACGACGACGACGACGAUAGCCAGCAUCCGCGCGCAGGUCACCGUCGGCCGCCUAACCCGCAUCGCCGCGGUAGCCCAGUCCAGGGCCCCAGUCCCAGGACCAUCCCCACCCCCACCCCCACCCGGUAUCAUCCCUAGCACCGGCGUCAUCACCGACACCGCAUCCGCCGCCCCCUGCGCGAUCCGCCUAGCCCUCGAGCUGGGCACGGGCCCACACCGCGCGAUCCUAGCCGUGACGGGGGAGGGAGAGUUCCUCGACGCUGCGGCGGGGGCCGGAGGAGGAGGAGCAGGAGGAGCAGGAGGGGGAGGAGGAGGAGGGGGCGGGCCGGGCCUGCGGACGGCCGAGGUGGACGUCGAUCCGGGGAUGGUCGCCACCCGCGGGGGCCUGUGGCUCGUCGUCGAGCGCAUCGCCGCCGGAGCCGGGGCUGCGGCCGGGGCCGCGGCGGUGGGACCUCGGGUGGAGGUCCUUAGCGAUGCGCCUGUUCGGUUGGGGGGGUGGGAGAGCGUGGAUGGCUAG
Molecule: messenger RNA, 3062 nt
Organism: Phialemonium atrogriseum
Lineage: Eukaryota; Fungi; Ascomycota; Sordariomycetes; Cephalothecales; Cephalothecaceae
Product: cysteine proteinase
Exons: 4
Coding region: 201-3062 (953 amino acids)
Biological process (GO): proteolysis
Molecular function (GO): calcium-dependent cysteine-type endopeptidase activity
Source: RefSeq, a predicted model, not a curated record